GGUCCAGUCCUUAAAAUGUCAAACUGGGACUUACCCAGGAGACUGUGGCGGCGGCGGCAGAGGCGGCAGCAGCAGGAGUUGCUGUGCCUAGGGCUCGGGCUCCCCGGCUCCCGCCAUUGCAGAGCGGGCUUGAGAGCAGUGCUAAGGCAGGCGGCCUUGCGGCCCGAGACCCAGCGUCUCUCCGGCGCGGAAGAGAGCCUGCUGAAAAUGACUGAAUAUAAGCUUGUGGUAGUUGGAGCUGGUGGUGUAGGCAAGAGUGCCUUGACAAUACAGCUAAUUCAGAAUCACUUUGUAGAUGAGUAUGAUCCUACGAUAGAGGAUUCCUACAGGAAACAAGUAGUAAUUGAUGGAGAGACCUGUCUCUUGGAUAUUCUCGACACAGCAGGUCAAGAGGAAUACAGUGCAAUGAGGGACCAGUACAUGAGGACUGGGGAGGGCUUUUUAUGUGUAUUUGCCAUAAAUAAUACUAAAUCAUUUGAAGAUAUUCACCAUUAUAGAGAACAAAUACAAAGAGUUAAAGAUUCUGAAGAUGUACCCAUGGUUCUCGUAGGAAAUAAAUGUGAUUUACCUUCCAGAACAGUAGAUACAAAACAAGCUCAGGACUUAGCAAGAAGUUAUGGAAUUCCUUUCAUUGAAACAUCAGCAAAAACAAGACAGGGUGUUGAUGAUGCCUUCUACACAUUAGUUCGUGAAAUUCGAAAACAUAAAGAAAAGAUGAGCAAAGAUGGUAAAAAGAAGAAAAAGAAGUCAAAGACAAAGUGUAUAAUUAUGUAAAUAAAAUUUGUACUUUUUUCUCAAAGCA
Messenger RNA from Monodelphis domestica (gray short-tailed opossum), 802 nucleotides. NCBI's taxonomy places the organism in Eukaryota, Metazoa, Chordata, Mammalia, Didelphimorphia, Didelphidae. The record is from RefSeq and is a predicted model, not a curated record.